Saprolegnia parasitica CBS 223.65 is the source of this 545-nucleotide messenger RNA. RefSeq lists its product as hypothetical. The record is from RefSeq and is a predicted model, not a curated record. The transcript has a single exon. Lineage: Eukaryota; Oomycota; Saprolegniomycetes; Saprolegniales; Saprolegniaceae. The annotation marks the transcript as partial.
AUGCCAACACCGACUGCGCUCAAGCGGCAGAAGCUGCUGGCCGAGAAGGCGAUGCUCGAGCGCUCAUUGCAGCUCAUUGAGUCCGGCACGCACGAGGACUUCAUCGCGCGCCUAUCGCCGCUCGUCCAGGACAAGCAGCGCAUCCUGGCGUUUGGCGAGACGCGCACGGCCCACUUGGCAGCGAGCGCGGACGUCAUCUUCACGUACGAAAGCGAAGAGGCCGAGAAGGAGUACGUCGCAGCGUGCGCAAAGCUCAAGCACGACAUGCUUGAGGAGAUUCGGCUCGAGAUGAACCGCGCCGUGGCCCAGCGCGCCCAUGGCGCCGGGUCGCACUCGUACAACAAAGCGUCCAUGGCCUACAACCGCCAAGCGUCUCGAAGACACACACGUAGCCGCAAGAAGCCACAUGCAGCGUUCUCGCUGGGCGACGACUGGAGCAAUUCGCGCACGAAGCGGCCAGCCACGGUCUUUGCCCCGCUCGCCAAGACGUUGAGCUCGACCGAGAUUGAUGGCGACCUUCGCCUCCUCGAAGAGGCGGCCGACGC